UCAGAAGUAGUUUUAAUGGAGCUGCUGCUUCGCUUCAUUGCUGCUGAAGCUUCCACUGUGACGUCACGAGGCCGGGUGCUGGCCAUAAUUGGAGAUGUGCGGGAGCUCUGUUGUUCUGCACACGCGCACGCGCGCCUCAGCCUCGCCUGUAUCCGAACCGUCUGCGUGCACCACACCGGCAGAACAACGCUGGAGGCGCGGAGAUUCACUGCGAACGUCGCCGUCCUGCUGCUGUUUGUUUCGGUGUGUCUCAUGGCCGUCCUCUUGAGACGUGGUCUCUCGGCCGCCCUGCAUCGUGCCCUCGGCCGCCCCCCCCCACCGCCUGCUGCUCUCCUAGGAGCAUGUAGGACGAAGAAGACGUGGCCGGUGAGCUUCCCUCAGGAGGAGCUGAAGAGAAUGAACUCACGGCACAGUACGCGUGACCCAGGAGAGGAAAGUGCCUCCAGUGGAGGCUUCACUCAUCAUAAAGAUGAGGGCUCCUACACCUGUGUUGUGUGUGGGGCCGUGCUGUUCAGCUCGAACACUAAAUUUGACUCUGGGUCGGGUUGGCCGUCCUUCUCCGACCUCGUGAAGGAGGAGGCCGUCACCGGGUCGGAUGACUUCUCCCACGGGAUGCACCGAGUGGAGACCACCUGCAGCCAGUGCGGCGCUCACCUGGGUCACCUGUUCGACGACGGACCCAGACCCACGGGCAAACGCUACUGCAUCAACUCGGCCUCCUUGGCUUUCCGGCCCAAAGACGGGGCCUCCCCCUCCCCCGCCCCCGUGGCCGAGGGCGGAGCCUCCGAGGGCGGAGCUGCGAGCGACGGGAAGGCGGAGCUCUGAAGGACACUCGUAGAACCGCAGCGAGAGUUUACACGCAUGAAGUAGUUCUGUAUUCUUUAAAGAUCGAGCUGGUGAAGGAAGGAAGAAAGGAAGGGAAGGAAGGAAGGAAGGAGGAAAGCAAGCAAGGAAGGAAGGAGGAAAGCAAGGAAGAAAGAAAGGAGGGAAGGAAGGCAGGAAGGCGCUCAGGCCAGUGAGAAUACCCUGAAGUAUAAUCUAUCUCGAGGGGAACGUUCACGCUACCAAGACAGUCACAGUUGCCUUUAAGGAAACGACUUAUUCCCUUCACUCCUUUUUAGUUUCCCUUUUUGGGCUGCUAAUUUAAACACGGAUGAAAUGCUGUGUCGUAGUCGAUGCACGUAUAUAAAACAUAGAGCUUUUAUAUAUUUUAUUAGUCUAUUUUCUAAGUGGUGUUUGAUACUGAGACCGAUACUGUGUCCUGUGGUCUUGAGGUCACUUCCUGUUUGUUCCUUUAGGUCUUUGCAGUCAUAAAUAUAGAAACGUAUUUUUCCGCUUGUGUUCACGGCUUCUAAACAUACUGGAAGAAUAAAAUAUGGAGAAAACAUUCUGA
Molecule: messenger RNA, 1393 nt
Organism: Pseudoliparis swirei
Lineage: Eukaryota; Metazoa; Chordata; Actinopteri; Perciformes; Liparidae
Gene: msrb3
Product: methionine sulfoxide reductase B3
Exons: 7
Coding region: 16-825 (269 amino acids)
Biological process (GO): protein repair; response to oxidative stress
Cellular component (GO): cytoplasm
Molecular function (GO): peptide-methionine (R)-S-oxide reductase activity
Source: RefSeq, a predicted model, not a curated record